This is a messenger RNA of Trichomycterus rosablanca, 779 nucleotides long. It is a transcript of the gene eva1bb, whose product is annotated as eva-1 homolog Bb (C. elegans). The transcript is spliced from 3 exons. Lineage: Eukaryota; Metazoa; Chordata; Actinopteri; Siluriformes; Trichomycteridae. The record is from RefSeq and is a predicted model, not a curated record. The coding region runs from base 163 to 651 and encodes 162 amino acids.
AUUGCAAACGUCUGCUCACAGUUUCACUCCUGGACUUCAGGAAGCCUCCAGUGGACAGACUUUAUUCAGACCAUGAUGGUUCUCAGGGUUGAGACAUGACGUGAGCAGUUAACAGACGGUGAGGAACAGUUCAGACGUGGGUGAAGGAAGAACUGAAGCAGAAUGAAUCCGAUAAGGAAGGACAUGGAGCUGCUGAGUAACAGCAUGGCUACCUUUGCUCACAUUAAAGAGAACACGGAGAGCUUCGCGCUGUACUUCAUGCUCGGCGUGUGUUUCGGUCUGCUGCUGGCUCUCACGCUCCUCAUUCUGGGAUUCGCCUGCAGGCCUCGAAAGCUCACGAAGAAACCAACCGCUCCCGACAAAAAAAGCCCCAAAGAGUCCGGCAAGGACGCAGAGGACGGACACGAGGACAAGAGCGAUGAAGAAGCAGCAGAGGACGAGGUUCCCGACGUCACUGUAGCACUGGUCAACGAUCACAGCCAGAAUAACGGGACUAUCAGGAGUGUGAACGUGUUCUCCUCAGACGAGGAGCUGGAGAGAGCUCGCAGGUUAGAGGAGAGGGAACGGAUCGUCAGGGAGAUCUGGAGGAACGGACAGCCGGAUAUUCUGGUCACCGGGACCGGAACAAUCGGCCGGAAGCACUAUAACUAAAAGCAUUCCUAAUUAAAGACUGUUGGAAAGCUUGUGCACUUGUCAGGUACAUUUUCAGGAGAUGUUUUCAUAUUUUUGGAGUGUUUGUAUAUAGUUUUGCACCACUUAAAUUUCAUUAAAAUUUUUAC